GGGGCACGGCCUGACCGCACCCUCCGGAGAUGGCAGAUGGCAGGUGCUACCCCCAGCCUGGGGACCUGAUCGAGAUCUUCCGGCCCGUUUACCAGCACUGGGCUCUCUACGUCGGGGAUGGAUAUGUCAUCCAUGUGACUGAUGAAGGAGACUCAUCCGUUUUGGGUAGCAGCUCAUCAAUGUCCGCCAUAAGGGCCAAAGUGAAGAAGGAGCUCCUGAAGAAGGUGGCCGGAAAUGAUAAAUGGUGUGUCAACAACAAGUAUGAUCGCUCCCGCGAUCCUCUCCCCGUGGAGGAGAUCAUCCGGCGUGCUGAGCAAUGGAUUGGCAAGGAGGUGCCCUAUAAUGUGCUUGGCAGCAACUGUGAGCACUUUGUGACAGGGCUGCGCUAUGGAAAGAGAAAGUCUGACCAGGUCAAAACUGCAGUUGUUGGUGGUACUGCAGCAGCAGUUGGAGGUCUUGUUGGUGGUGCCAUUCCUGUUGCUACUGCAGCAGCAGCAGGAAUAGGAGGCAUUCUUGGUGCUGCUGGUGCUGUUGCUGCAAUUUUAUUGUACAAGGGCCUUUCCAGCAGAUAGUACUACUGAUGAACCACAAGAAAGAGCUCAGAGCAAAGCAGGGGGAGCCCCUGGCAUCAGCGAUCACUGGUCACUCACUCCCAUGCCAGCCUCAUCAGGGAGGGAAUGAGAAGAGUUGCAGUGAAAAACUUGUGGCUUGAGAACAAGCUGAUUUAGUAGGUAACCAAAAGCUCGGCAUUAAAGGAAAGCAAAACAAUGAA
This is a messenger RNA of Prinia subflava (tawny-flanked prinia), 772 nucleotides long. Its product is annotated as phospholipase A and acyltransferase 3-like. Gene Ontology annotation, biological process: N-acylphosphatidylethanolamine metabolic process. The record is from RefSeq and is a predicted model, not a curated record. Lineage: Eukaryota; Metazoa; Chordata; Aves; Passeriformes; Cisticolidae. Gene Ontology annotation, cellular component: cytoplasm. Gene Ontology annotation, molecular function: glycerophospholipid phospholipase A1 activity; A2-type glycerophospholipase activity. The transcript is spliced from 3 exons. Bases 30 to 572 code for a protein of 180 amino acids.